UGUAAUAUAAAUCCUUAAUUGAAUAAAUAUAACGCGUUUUAUUCGUAUAUAACGAGGAAUGGUUCAGUCUUACUCAUCCAUCUUCCCCAUACAUUUCUUUGUCCGUCCCAACCCAGCACCCAAACCUAAUCCCUGUUAAUACUGUUAACGGUAGAAUGGCAGAAUCAACCUCGGAUUACUAUUUGCAAGAAGUUAUUCUUAACGAAAAUGGAACUGUUACCUAUCAAUCGUUAGCGCGUCACCUCAAAAUACACAUCGAUGAAGCAAGAAAGACUAUGCUUGAGUUCUCUCGGGGGCAUCCAGAAACGCAAUUGAUUUAUUUGGUUGCGGGAAUGAAACAGCUUGCAUCUACAGUGGUUUCUGAGGACUCUGAGUUGGUUUGUACAGCUCAAUCUAGCUAUCAGCUUGCACGAGCAUCCGAACUUGAGGACAUAAAACGCUCUUUCGAUAAAGUUUCGAGUGUAACAGUGUACGCUAUGUCUGGCGUUAUCUUACAAGAUUUUGAUGAACUCGUACCCAUUAUAAAUCAUUACGAAGCACAGACUGUUGCAUACUCUAAGGAGGAUGCUAAAAAAUUCGGUUUUAUUUACAACAAAAACUCCAAGCCUCGGGAUGAGUACGCAGAGACCUUGGAAAAACAACAGAAGAAACAACCAAGCGUCGUUAAACUCGAAAAUAAAAGGGCCGCUACAGUGCCUGUUGCUGGUCGCCCAACUAGUACAAAGCCUAGUGUGAAGCGUCAAACAAAGAGGGACAAGGAAAACGAGGAACUGGCAUCAAUGAUGGAAGUCGAUGAUGAAUCUUUUGCCCCGUCCACACGUACAAGCGGUAGAUCAACUCCCUCAAUUGGUUCUGUUCCGGUUGAUUCCAAAUCUACUACAUCUGCUAAUGCAGAUCAAGAGUCCGACGUGAACGAGUCUAUAACGUCUCGUUCCAACGGUCGUAAACGUGGUAAGAGAAAGGUACUUAAAAAAGAAACAACUACAGAUGAGGAAGGGUUUAUUGUUGUACGAGAGAACUACGUCUGGGAAUCAUUCUCAGAAGACGAAGAAACUGCUUCACCGGAAUCUAUGACAGCAGCUAAACCCAAGCGCUCAAAUACUGCUCCUGUACGUAAACGCAGCACUGCUGCACCAAAAAAAAAGACUCAACAAAAGUCGAUCAUGUCCUUUUUUGGAAAGAAUUGAUCCAUGCUCACACUUCCAUAACAAAAGACAAAACAUUUCAUCAACGUCUACUCCCUUUCAUCCUCGUCAAAUCCGUCCGGUUCCUCUGCCAAACACUCAGACAGUCAGUUUCUUUGUAAAACAGCCAUUUACUAUGUUUUCCUAUUGUUACCACUUCUAUACAACAAUUCUUCUUUCCAGCACAACUGCGUAUCUUCCUUCUGGCGGUAAGGUAAGGCCUAUGCAAGUUCCUCAGAUAUUCACCCCCACACACCCCACAUGUCCGAGUAACAUUGUUACCUUUCAGUUUUGCGCUUCUCGACGACAAUUGCCUUCUUGCCC
Molecule: messenger RNA, 1508 nt
Organism: Schizosaccharomyces japonicus yFS275
Lineage: Eukaryota; Fungi; Ascomycota; Schizosaccharomycetes; Schizosaccharomycetales; Schizosaccharomycetaceae
Product: DNA polymerase delta subunit Cdc27
Exons: 6
Coding region: 156-1187 (343 amino acids)
Biological process (GO): DNA strand elongation involved in mitotic DNA replication; DNA synthesis involved in UV-damage excision repair; DNA replication
Cellular component (GO): nucleus; nuclear lumen; delta DNA polymerase complex
Molecular function (GO): DNA-directed DNA polymerase activity
Source: RefSeq, a predicted model, not a curated record